AUGGCCGGCCAGGGAAACAAGACUGUGACGGUGUACAGGGUCAUCAACAUCUGCAUCAUCCUGACACUUGCCUACAGCAUCCUAUGCAUGGCUGUGUUCCUCAGAACGAAAAGAGCCGUGUGCUCAACAACAUCUUCGGGAGUUAACCUCUCGAUUGCAUUUUCCUUGCCUACCAUCAUCACCAUGGGCGUCCGGAGUUACCUCAUGUUCCAACAGAGAAGCAAAGCUUUGCAGACAAUCUCACCCGCGACCGUAUCACCAAGGCUGGCAGCAGCCUGCGCCACUUGCGUCCAAGUCUUAGUGUUUUUGUGGAUGAUCCUGGGUUGUGUCAAUCUUCUGGUCGCGCUGCGAGCGCCUACGUGCCUGCGAGAGCCGUUGGAGGAAUGGCAGAAUGAUUUGCAAGGGCAGAACUGGAGAUACGGGCUCUCCUGCCGGCUGCACCGUGCCCUGGUGGCAUUGUCGGUUCUUAUGGCCAUCUUCAUUGCCUGUCUCUCCUUUCUGGACCACCAUCACCCAUAUCGUCGCGGAACAGGCGCCUUGAACUGUUACUGCUCCUGCGUAUCUCGCAAAGCCCCCAAGGUUCCUGCUCCGGCGCUGUCGGUAUCCAGUAGCCUUUCUGCCUGGUCGGUUGAGAAGAACGACCCUCAUCUCUUCCUCGUCCCCGAAAGCCGCCAGAGCCGACUCGAGCACGAACAAUGGCUGCAGCGCCGCAACAGCUUGUCGUCGCAAAAGGCCAUCUAUCCCCACAAAUACUACUACUACGACCACCGCCACAGGUACCAACCGUACGCCUUGUCGCAGAGCAGCCGGUACUCGAGUACCCUGCGCUCGGUCUCUGAGGGCCGGUCCUUGGACCUGGGUGACUGGAAUUCGUCCCUGUGCUCCUCGCAGUCCUCGACCUCGGGCGAAAGGGGAGACCUGCGCCGAGAUGCUGCGAUGAUAUCAGCACAUGGCAACACUGCUGUCCUCCCCGAUGUUCCACCUCUUCCUGCCGUCCCGGCACCAACUUGGUCUCCGGCUCUGCACCAUACGCCACUGAGCGCAGAUCCUACGAUUCGGGCUUUGAGCACCGGGUCGGGCUUGACACUGUCGCUGUUGCAUGCAAAGGUGGCGCAAGAUGUGCUUGCUGCUCAGGCUGGAAAUGCCAAUACAUCAUCCACCGUGGCCGGUGCUCCCUCAGCAAAGCGUGAGGACGCUGACGCAUCACCGGCCUCGACGAAGAAUGUCCAGAAGAUAACCCCGAAACCCAUAUCACCGAGAAAGACUACGCCGCCGCCGAUGCCUUCCGUCCCUCCACCACCUGUCCCCUCUCAUCCUCCAGCACUGCGAACGGUGCCUGCCAUCCCAGCCCGCGCACCGGGCCACCACCUCACAACACUUCCCACGGCGCCAACACAGGCCAUUGUUGCCGGCAGCAGGCCCACCACUCGUUCAAGAUCAGCCUCCACAUCAGCCACUCGGUCGUCGCGCGCGAACCUCCGUAGGCCCAGUCCCAUCCGGUACAGGCACUACCACCAGCAGCACCAUCCGCACCUCCAGUACCACUCGCACGGCGGCACGGGCGUGAGUCAGACCCAGCUGCUGCCGCUGCAGCAGUACCAGCACCAACGCGUCUGGCGGCGCGAGAACAGCACGAACCCCUCCAGCGUCUACUCGGCCAGUAGCUACGGGACCGAGCGGACCACCUCGAUCAUGACGAGGGGGAGCACCAGCACCAACUCCACCACUUCUGCCCUCACGGGACAUGUGCUGGCGGCGAACCGGAGACCUGGCGGUGUCGUGGCUACCGCUGCAAUGCGGCAGUAG
Molecule: messenger RNA, 1806 nt
Organism: Fonsecaea erecta
Lineage: Eukaryota; Fungi; Ascomycota; Eurotiomycetes; Chaetothyriales; Herpotrichiellaceae
Exons: 4
Coding region: 1-1806 (601 amino acids)
Source: RefSeq, a predicted model, not a curated record